AUGUCUUUCCGUGGGCGUGGCGCUGCCACUGGUGCGAACCGAGGCGGCUUUGGUAGCCGUGGUGAGAUGGGUACUGUCAUGCACGCCUGCGAGGGUGAGAUGGUCUGCGAGUCGAUCAACCCGAAGAUCCCCUACUUCAACGCCCCGAUCUACCUCGAGAACAAGACUCCCAUUGGCAAGGUCGAUGAGGUUCUCGGUCCCAUCAACCAGGUGUACUUCACCGUCAAGCCCCAGGAUGGCAUUGUCGCAACCUCGUUCAAGACCGGUGACAAGGUCUUCAUCGGCGGCGACAAGCUGCUUCCUCUGGAGAAGUACGUCUCAACCGCCUUGUCUGUCUACUAUCUUGUGCAGCGGGAACUGACUUUCUACCCAUCUAGGUUCCUUCCCAAGCCCAAGCCCCCUCCAGGUGCUGCUAAGCCCAAGCGUGCCGGUGGUGCUCCCCGCGGUCGUGGUGGUUUCGGUGCUCCCCGCGGUCGUGGUGGUUUCGGUGCUCGCGGCGGUGCUCCCCGUGGCCGUGGUGGCUUCGGUGGUGGUCGUGGCGGCAGUGGUUUCGGUGGCCGUGGCGGUGGCGGCGGUUUCGGUGGUCGCGGCGGCGGCUUCUCCCGCGGCGGUGCUCGUGGUGGCUCUCGCGGUGGCUUCCGUGGUCGUGGGUAA
Messenger RNA from Penicillium canariense, 654 nucleotides. Its product is annotated as H/ACA ribonucleoprotein complex subunit GAR1/NAF1. NCBI's taxonomy places the organism in Eukaryota, Fungi, Ascomycota, Eurotiomycetes, Eurotiales, Aspergillaceae. The record is from RefSeq and is a predicted model, not a curated record. Gene Ontology annotation, cellular component: box H/ACA snoRNP complex. The transcript is spliced from 3 exons. The coding region runs from base 1 to 654 and encodes 217 amino acids. Gene Ontology annotation, molecular function: box H/ACA snoRNA binding. Gene Ontology annotation, biological process: snoRNA guided rRNA pseudouridine synthesis; ribosome biogenesis.